Molecule: messenger RNA, 724 nt
Organism: Rubroshorea leprosula
Lineage: Eukaryota; Viridiplantae; Streptophyta; Magnoliopsida; Malvales; Dipterocarpaceae
Source: the annotation of a GenBank genome assembly
UCUUGAGCUACCUUCGCUGACUUCCCAGUCAACUUACCACCAUGCCUCGCCGCCUCCUGUUUUCCUCCUCUCUCUUCUUCCUUCUCUUCCUCCUCUGCAUCCCAGCUCACAGCCGCCGCCGAUUCCUCUUCACUUCCGACCUCAUCUCCGAUGGAGUCCAUGAUCUGUCAAGCGGCUCGCCUUGCCUUCUCCUCAAGCCAUUUUCUGCCGAGGAGUCGUCCUGUGAGCAGACCUACGGGUUCAUGCCGUGCACCACCACCGCUCUCGGUAACAUCUUCUUGAUUAUCGUCUAUGGAUACCUAAUGUACUUGUCCGCCACCUACUUGUCCAAGGGCAGUGAGCUGCUGCUGGAGAUCCUCGGUCCUGGGAUUAUCGGAGGCCUUUUCCUGCCCAUGCUCGGCGCUCUCCCUGACGCUGUGCUUAUUCUCGUAUCUGGACUCUCUGGAACAGCAGAAACUGCUCAAAGUCAGGUGUCUAUUGGAAUGGGGUUGCUUGCUGGGUCAACUGUGAUGCUUCUCACUGUGAUAUGGGGUUCUUGUGUUGUUGUUGGUAGGUGUGAUCUUCAUGAUUCUGUUGCAAUUGAUGGAACCAAUACGAAAGGAUUUAGCUUAACAGGUGAGUGAAAAAUGUUGGGGAUAAAUCCCCAUCUCGAAGCAUUUAUAUCAUUGUUGGAAUUUAAUUACCACCAUUGCUUAUUAAUGAGGAAUAUAAUUACAAAGUUACG